AUGGAAACGCUUCCUCGUCUGCUGUUGCUGCUGCUGCUGCUUAUCAAAGCGAUUGCUGGCACCGACCUAAAGCAGGACAGUCUAGAGGAACUGCAGCAUUUCAAGCAGUGCGUGCGCGGCUCACAGCGUGGCAAGCUGAGUGAAUGCCUUGGCCGUUCCGCCUUGAACUUCAUACAGCGUUUCGAGGAGCGGGAUAAUGUGACUUUCAUGGCUGACUUUGUUGCUGUUAGGCAGGAGACGGCGGCAAGUCGCUCGCUGGUGAACGUGCUGGACACAGAUCCCGUGGACUUUCGUGGCAUUUUGGAAAACGCGGGCGCUGUGAUGGGACAGCGCAGCCUGGAGUGGCACAUGGAUGCUCUCUAUCCGGGCUUGAUGUUCAAAAUCGGACCCACAGCCGAUGCCAACAGCGUGGCGGAGUUUGUGCUGGACGAUAGUGCGCUUGAUCAGCGACAGUUUGGCUAUGAGGAGGCCAGCACAGGUCGUUUGCUGGCCAAGCAGUAUCUGCUGCCCUUUCUGCUGGGUCUGAAGUUCAAUUUGGUGGCGCUGGUGCCGCUGCUCUUCGCUGGCAUAUGCCUGCUGCUGAAGAAGUCGCUCUUCCUGGCCAAGUUGGCCAUCUACGUGAGUAGCUUCUUGGGUCUGGGCGGCGUGCUGGGCACGCUGGGCGGCUUUGGCGGCUUUGGUGGCUUUGGUGGCGGCGGCGGCUUCGGCUAUGGUGGUGGCUUCGCCGGACCACGCCCCAUUGGCCAUUUCCCUGGCAAGACCACAGUGUACAAUCACAACGACGAGCUGCAUCAUCAGUACAAUGUGCACGAGCCACAGCCGUACAAGCGUAGCGAUCGCAAAGUGCGCUUCGAGCAGCCAAGGGAACAGCCCGCAGCAGCUGCCAGCACUAAGCGACCAACUGAGGAUCGGUUCUAUGACUACGAGCACCAGCGCCGCCAAAACAAUCCACUGGAGGAGAGCAUCGGCUCGGCAGAUGCUUUGGUGCGCAGUCUGCAGAGCACCUCGACCAGCCAGAUGAAUGGCUGGCAGGUUGUGGAUUGCCUGGUCGAACAAGCGGAACGACUGCUGGAUGCAGCUCGCCAGGACAACAACACCUGGCAGCUGAACGAGUAUCUCAGCAUAGAGCCGCAUCAGCACAACAGGCAGACGCAACAGGCACGCAGCUCGCCAGGCUUGCCUGCCAAGCUGCUGGAGCUGGCUCAGGGCAGAGCGCUGCAGGUGAGGCUGCCGCGGCAGCUGACCAUAUCGAAUGCCAUCGAUGACUUCGGCAUUAAGCCUAGCGUGGAUCAAGGUCGCAAGAAGAAGGACAAAGAUAAGAACAUGGCCAUGAUGGGCGGCAUGAUAAUGCUGGCAACCUUCGCACAAAUGUUCCUCGGCAAGGUCAUCCUCAUCGCUGGCGCCGCUUUCAUAAUGGCCAAAAUCGCUCUCGUCAUAUCGCUGCUGGGCAGUCUAAAAAAGGGCUCGGCUGGCAGCAGCAGUAGUCCGGAACAUGUGAUCGUGACGAGCGGCGGGCACAGCCACGAGAGCGGCUGGCAUCGCAGCAUGCCCACGCACGACUACAGUGGCACCCAUCCGUCAGAGCCCGUCGCAGACGAUUCGCAUCCGAGUCACGACCAGGCCUACUAUGCCUACGAGAUGGAGCAGCCGAGUCGACGACAUUUGACGCUAAAUAACGAGCCGGAGCCAACAACUGCCGCUGUGCGCAGACCUGGGUUUCUCUAG
Molecule: messenger RNA, 1725 nt
Organism: Drosophila hydei
Lineage: Eukaryota; Metazoa; Arthropoda; Insecta; Diptera; Drosophilidae
Gene: Osi10b
Exons: 5
Coding region: 1-1725 (574 amino acids)
Source: RefSeq, a predicted model, not a curated record